Molecule: messenger RNA, 1710 nt
Organism: Babesia microti strain RI
Lineage: Eukaryota; Apicomplexa; Aconoidasida; Piroplasmida; Babesiidae
Product: signal recognition particle subunit SRP68
Exons: 3
Coding region: 1-1710 (569 amino acids)
Biological process (GO): SRP-dependent cotranslational protein targeting to membrane
Cellular component (GO): signal recognition particle, endoplasmic reticulum targeting
Molecular function (GO): 7S RNA binding; endoplasmic reticulum signal sequence receptor activity; signal recognition particle binding
Source: RefSeq, a predicted model, not a curated record
AUGGAUAGUAAACUAAAUUAUCCACUACUUAAUCAUAUGUGUAUACUGCGUUUCAGACAUGGAUUGAAAGAUGAAGAGUAUUCGUGCUAUAAAAAUUACGCGACGAAAAGGAUGUUUAAACUGCGGAAGCAGCUUAACCUUAAAAAUUCAACCAGUCAUGGAUCUAACAAGUCAAAGUACCAACAAAUUACUAUGCCUGAGGCAAUUAAUGAUGUUAGAUACCUUACUAUCGUAUUGUUACAGGCUGAACGAUCAUGGAUUUAUGCCAUGUUAUUGAAGACAGACUAUGCUUCUAAGAGUUACACUAAACAUACUGAUAAGCAUAGAUAUUUGAAGAGGUUUAAAAAAUCGAAUGUUUUUGCUCGUACUUUAGUUUCUCUAUGUCAAAAUUUUGGUAACGAAGACACUCAAACCCAUUCCAUGAUAUACCAAACGUAUAUUAAUUCGAUUGUUGAGUUUGAAAAGGGAAAUUAUGUCAUUAGUAAAAAGGGGUUUUGGAUAUUCAAAACUCACCUAGAACAAAUUAGACGAUCUGGUGUGGAUGAUGAGAUGAAUAAUGCAUUGAAGCUUCAAAUUGAUAAUCUACAAAAGUUGUUAAGGACCUGUGGUUUUCACACUCACGGGGAAAUUAAGCAACUCAGUACAGCUGAAAUAUUUUCACAGAAUAUGGAACAAUCAUGUGAAAAUGACUUCAAAUUUCACAUUAGUGAUGAUGGUGCUAUAAAGGUUUCUUUUAAACAAAAAAUAUUACCAAUUAACUCGCAAGGAAUACUAUCACAACUAAAUGAAGUUAUACAAGCAUCUACGACAAAUACAAUACUUCCAGAUUCUAUAUUAUCCACAGUUAGCAAUGAUUCGUUUGGGUUUGAAAUACUUGACUACAUAAAAUCUACAACAACCGAUACUCUACUUAAACAUUAUCAGGAAGUGGUAGAUCAGCUUUCUGAUUCAAUUGAUUCCAUAAGAAGGGAAUCGCUUAUGUGUGACAUUGGAUUACAGGAUAGCUAUAAUAAACUUGAAGUCUGGCCAAAUGAAGUAAUGAAGUUCAUUCAGAUAGAGAAGAAUUUACUGCUUAUCUUAAAAUCAUUAAAUGAAUUGAUUAACCGCAUAACUAAAUCAAAAAUCCCUACCUGCGGGGAGGGUAUUCGCUUUGCUAGUAUUAUCAAACAGGAGUUAACGGUAUUUUUGAUAGGAGAUUAUACAAAAUGGAAGGAUAAUUUUUUAAUCCCAAAUGAAAUUAUUCGAAAUGUCAACGCGCUGUGCCUAUCAUUGGAUUAUGCGAAUAAUGAUAAAUUUCCUGAAUGUAUAUCGUUACUAGAAUGGGUAAAUGGCAGGGAUCAUUUUUUAAUAAAUGUACAAAAAGUAUCACACUCUUUAGCCAUAUGGCGUUUACUCGUUUUGUUUAAUAUACUUCAAAAUAUAUCAAAGUCACUAACUAACCGUAUUUACCUAAGGAUGCUAUCCAUUUACAGCAUCAAGCAGAUGGAAGCUAAUGAUAUAGGAAUCAUCAAUUUCGUCAAUAAUACAAUAAGUGAGGAUUCAAAAAAUAAAAAUGGUAUAAAUUAUGAUGUUUUUGACAUUGGUAAGACAUUGAUGCCAAUUAACCCAAUCCUUAUCGACGCAGCUCGCAGUAAGCUCGAGGUCCCUCAAUUUGCACUGAUUUCUAACGCUAAUAAGGGCAUACGUGGCAUACUUUCUUCAUUUUGGUAA